This is a messenger RNA of Marchantia polymorpha subsp. ruderalis, 1836 nucleotides long. NCBI's taxonomy places the organism in Eukaryota, Viridiplantae, Streptophyta, Marchantiopsida, Marchantiales, Marchantiaceae. The record is from the annotation of a GenBank genome assembly.
CACCGGGGCCGAGAAAAAUAACAGGACCCUUGAUGAUGACAGCCACCACAUGUGUAUGAUUGGGACGGGACCUGAAGGCACACGAGCAAUUGCAACGAGCGGCCAUCACACUGUCUGCUGCGUCUGUGAUUGCGAGACUGAAGAAGGCACAAGUGCGCAAAUAUGUGGAAGAAUGCGAUCGAGAAGAUUCUGUGAGCCAUAGCUGAGGCGGUGCCGAUUUCAUGGGCUGAUGAGAGCAGCUGAGAAGGAGGUGUAGGACGUCGCAGCAGCUAUGGGAGCCGCGAAGGUCAUACAUGGAAGCGGGGUUCAGAAUUUUGUCACCUGUAAGUCUCCGGACAUGCAAUCAGACUGCUUCAGACCAACCUCGUGCUCGGGGUCUACGAGCGCACCGGGGUUUUCAGGUCGAGGUUCGAGCUGCAGAUGGCUUCUUCGAGAGCGUGUUGCUGGUGGUUCGUCCAAUCGGAUUUUUGACCUUAAUGGCCGGAGAGCAGAGGAAGAGUUUUGGGUUGCGAUUCUGCCGAAGAGGCGAGCUAAUUUUAGAAAGGCGAGGAGGGUUUUGGGUUUAGGUGAUCAGCCUCACUCCUCGUUAAAUUUUGGAAGUAGGGUUGAAUCACCGAAUACCUCGAUUGGAGGUCGGCUUCAACCGCAGGUUUCGUCCUCACCUGUCGAUCCGAAGAGCAGAGGCGAAAGUGCUCCGAAGAUAGUGUUGCCAUCAGAAUUGAGACCGGAGCUGAUGCCCAAGCAUGUAGCAAUUAUUAUGGAUGGAAAUUCACGAUGGGCCCAGUGCAGAGGAAUGCAUGCAGGUUUUGGUCAUGCAGCUGGAGCGGAAGCCUUGAGAAGAGUUGCGAAGAUUGCCAGCUCGUGGGGCAUACAAGUUUUGACUGUUUUUGCGUUUUCCACCGAGAAUUGGUUGCGCCCGCGGAUGGAGGUCGAGUUUCUAAUGCAACUGUUUGAGACAAAGCUACAAUCAGAGAUGCCCAACGUUAUGAUGCAUAAGUUCAAACUGCGAUUUAUUGGAGAUACUACCAGCUUGCCAUCUUCCUUGCAAACAGCAGUCAAAAUUGCAGAAGAGGGUACUAGACAUAACACCGGCAUGAUCAUCAACAUUUGUGUUAGCUAUAGCGGUAGAGCAGACAUAGUUCGUGCUUGCCAGGAGCUCGCUGCACAAGCAGCAGAAGGCCGUCUGAAGCCUGCGGAUAUCGAUGAUGCUGCCAUUACAAGAACAGUAUUCAUGAACGAGCUUGGAGCUUUACAGGAACCCGAUUUACUCAUACGCACAAGUGGAGAGCAACGUAUAAGCAACUUUAUGUUGUGGCAAUUGGCUUAUUCUGAAUUAGUAUUCUUAGACACACUCUGGCCCGACGUCGACUUAGAACAAUUCAAGGCUGCACUGAUCACCUACCAGCAGAGAAGUAGGCGAUUUGGUAAGCGCAUCCUGUGAGACCUUGUACAUGUAAAAAUGUUGAAAGAUAUCAGGUAGCUUGCUGGCAUCAUAAAGUUCUAGAUUAUUUUUUGGACCGCUCCCUUGGACAGGAGUUGGACUGUACCAUACAUUAUGCAAAUAGGAUCAUCAGAUGGAAGUUGGAAUUACAAGAGGAGACGAAGGACACUUGCAAGGUCACAAUGAGAAUGCAUCAAAAAAUCUGCUCUUCGUGUCGAGAUAUACGUUGUACCGACAGUAUUUCUACUUAUUGACCUGUUACAGAAGGCUUUGCAGCUAACAAAUGGGAGUGGACUUUGGUAUGCUUCUCAUUGAUGACCAAGAAGCCCCCAAGCACUUUUAACUGUGGUUAUCUACCAAUUUAAUAACAAUCGGGACGUGGGUCUACACUUUGU